AUGACGACGGAUCCCAAAGCGAAUGCCAAAGCUCUGCGUAGGCAACGAUUCGAAGGCGCUUGGAAAGUCAUUCGCGAUGAGCUCGUCGAGCAUCUUGCUUCAGAGGGAAUGCCUAGCGAUGCCAUAGAGUGGUUCGGAAAGAACCUCGAUUACAAUGUCCCCGGCGGCAAGCUCAAUCGCGGAAUGUCCGUCGUCGAUAGCGUCGAGAUCCUGAAAGCUCGGGAGUUGACCGAGGAAGAGUACUUCCAGGCAGCCGUCCUAGGAUGGUGCAUCGAGCUUCUCCAAGCGUACUUCUUGGUUUCGGACGACAUGAUGGACGGAUCGAUCACUCGAAGAGAUCAACCAUGCUGGUAUCGCGUUCAAUCCGUAGGCAACAUCGCCAUCAACGAUUCCUUCAUGCUUGAGGCGGCGAUCUACUGGCUACUCAAAAAGCACUUCCGCCAAUCACCGUGCUACGUUGACCUCCUCGAAGUGUUCCAUGAGACAACCUACCAGACGGAGAUGGGCCAGUUAAUUGACUUGAUCACGGCCCCUGAAGACCACGUUGAUCUGUCCAAGUUCUCCUUGAAGAAACACCGUUUGAUCGUCGUUUAUAAGACGGCGUUUUACUCCUUCUACCUGCCAGUCGCAUGCGCGAUGUACCUUUGCGGCGUGCCCCCGUCUUACAUCCCAUCAACUGAGCCAUUCUCCUCCACGAAGCCCGUUCAUCCCUACGACGUCGCAAAAGCCAUCCUCGUACCCCUUGGGGAGUACUUCCAGGUGCAGGAUGACUUUCUCGACUACUCGGCUCCCCCCGAAGUUCUCGGCAAGAUCGGAACGGACAUCAUCGACAACAAGUGCUCCUGGGUUAUCAACACGGCGCUUUCACUCGUCACCCCAGAGCAACGCAAGGUUCUGGACGAGAACUACGGCAAGAAGGGCAAGGAAGAGGAGCAGAGAGUUAAGGACGUGUUUAAAGCGGUCGGAAUCGAGCAAAAAUAUGCCGAAUACGAGCAGAACGCGUACGAAACGUUGACCAAACUCAUCUCGGAGGUCCCUGAGGGUACGAAGGAAACGGAGCUGAAGCAAGAAGUGUUUACGAGUUUCUUGAACAAAAUUUACAAGAGAACGAAAUGA
This is a messenger RNA of Pleurotus ostreatus (oyster mushroom), 1116 nucleotides long. RefSeq names its product Farnesyl pyrophosphate synthetase. The transcript has 4 exons. NCBI's taxonomy places the organism in Eukaryota, Fungi, Basidiomycota, Agaricomycetes, Agaricales, Pleurotaceae. Gene Ontology annotation, biological process: trans, trans-farnesyl diphosphate biosynthetic process. The record is from RefSeq and is a predicted model, not a curated record. Gene Ontology annotation, cellular component: cytoplasm. The coding region runs from base 1 to 1116 and encodes 371 amino acids. Gene Ontology annotation, molecular function: dimethylallyltranstransferase activity; (2E,6E)-farnesyl diphosphate synthase activity.